Molecule: messenger RNA, 522 nt
Organism: Fusarium musae
Lineage: Eukaryota; Fungi; Ascomycota; Sordariomycetes; Hypocreales; Nectriaceae
Exons: 2
Coding region: 1-522 (173 amino acids)
Source: RefSeq, a predicted model, not a curated record
AUGGAGGCCUACGCAGGACCUGGGGCACGCAUGUUGAGCAACCUUCGCUUCAAUGUUUUGAUGCCAUUCACUACGAUGCCUGCCACCGAGAGAAAGUGUUUGUUGUUAAGACUUACUCCCCGAAGUCACAAGGGUUGGAUCAGAAUGCAGGAUGUUCAAGAGAUGACCUUCAUGCUUACACUGGCUCAGCUCAGUUCGUUCGCUGGGAAUAAGACGUUUUCAUUUUACACGUCUGCUUAUUACAAGUUUGAUCAUAAGCAUGACCCGAUCACCGAUUACUUUAAGAACAUGGAACAGAUAGUACAAGACCGUUGCCUCAGUGGAGAUGUACAGCCUUUCUACGGCACAUCUUCCUACACGGGCGAGGUCCUCUUCUUGCUCCAGGUUGGUGGCAACGACUUCAUCUUCUGGAAUGCUCUCGGCGAUUCUAUGUACCGUGUGACUAGGAGCUUGACUCUGGAAACGAUUGUUGCAGGCCUUGAUAAGGAGGGUUUCAAUGCAUUUGACCUUGAAGAGCUCUGA